AUGAUUCGCACAGGACGAAGGCGAUGGCUUAACGUCAUUGCACUAGCCUCGGUCACUUUUACGUUGUUUCUCUUCGUUUCGACCGUUUGGAACAAAAGCGAAAGGCACCCCGUUAUCAACACUUUACGACAGUCAAAAUCUUUCGACGUUGUGAUUGAAGGAUCGGAUAAAGAUGCCGGAUCAAUGCAACGAAAGACCGUUUCAUAUGCGAGCGACACUUCAGCCUCGAAUACAAAUGAAAAAGUGUGCAACGUUCCAAAGCUCAAUAUAAAUGGUGCUGAUGUGGCGCAAUUCUUCAAAGCCAACACGCCGACCAUUUGCAGAAAGCCAAGGAAUUGGGCUUUUAUCAAUUCGGCCGGACGAUUUUCUCUCAUUUCUUCAAAAGCGUUGGCGUCUUGCCAAGUCCAAACUUUUACAAGGAAAAAUGACAACGAGUUAUUAUAUGGGGAAUGGACUGCUAUUCGUCCUGGUGAUUCUCUUCCAGAUGAUUUCGUGAAAGUGCAGUGCAAACUUGGUGGCGAAAGCUGGGAUGGUCUUUUAAUGUCCGUGGUUCGAAAUGAGAAGUUGGCAGAAAAUUCGAAGACAAAAACGCAACCCAGUAAUUGGUCAGGCUUGGAUGUAUUUUUCCUCGGGAUGGAUUCCGUAUCGCAUAUGAGCUAUCUACGUAAACUGCCAAAAACCGCUGCUUACUUUGAGAAGAUCAUGGGAGGUGUUACUCUUGAUGCUUACAACAUUGUUGGUGAUGGAACUCCACAAGCUUUCAUUCCAAUAUUGACUGGAAAAACCGAAGAAGAGCUUCCAUUGACGAGAAAGCGCUUUUCAACUGCGAAUUAUGUCGACGACGUCUAUCCGUUUAUUUGGAAGAAUUUCUCAGAUGCUGGUUAUGCGACUCUCUAUGGAGAAGAUGCUGCUAAUAUUGGUACUUUCACAUAUCGCUUGAAAGGUUUCCGAAAUCAACCAACUGAUCAUUACACCAGGACCUAUUUUCAGGAACACGAGAAAGUUUCGUGGGGUACAUGCAGUGGAUCUGUUCCGGUUUACAAACCAUGGUUCCGCUACAGCAAGGAGUUCAUGAAAGCAUACAAGGAUUUACCUCGGUUUUUAAUGAUGCACCUUUCAAUGUUUUCACAUGACGAUGUCAAUGCGCUUGGUCCUUUGGAUGAUGAAAUGGAAGCGCUCCUGAAAGAGAUGCAUGAAGGCGGUCUCUUUGAUCGUGCGUUGGUCGUACUUAUGGCAGAUCACGGUGCACGAUAUGCAAAACUUCGUGGUACACAUCAAGGUCAAUUGGAGGAACGUUUGCCCUUUUUUGCGUUUGCGGUCCCGCAAAGUGUUCGUGAAGGAAGGAUGAAGACUGCUUGGGAAAACCUCAUUCGAAAUAAGGACAUUUUGUCGACUCCUUUCGAUAUUCACGCGACGUUGAUGGACAUUUUGCACCUACCCAAUGAAAAAGAUCUACAAACUACUCAAGAUGCUUCGAAAAGAUCACUUUCACUCUUUCGACCAUUGCCGUUAUCAAGGACCUGUGAACAAGCUGGAGUCGACACACAUUGGUGUACCUGUUUGAAUUGGGAAGACGCCACUCAGAAACCUGAAGAGAAAACUUUGGUUGAAGGGAUGGCACAUUCUGUAGUCGACGCAAUCAAUGCCCAAACCGCACCUGAACGGGCUCUCUGUUCGCCAUUACGUCUGAAAUCAUUGAUUUAUGCACGGAGAAUGGUCCCCAACGAGGCUUUGCUGAAGUACAAAAAUGUGAAAGAUGCGGAUGGAUUUGUGCCUGACCUUUCUGGUUCUACCAAACUUGCAAUUGUUUAUUACCAAUUGAAACUUGGCACAACUCCGGGGAAAGCUGAAUAUGAAAUUACCCUUCGUCACGAAGUCUCCGCCAAUAAGCUCUUCAUUGAUCUCAAUUCGAUCAGUCAUAUCAACAAAUAUGGCGACGAUCCUCAUUGCAUUAUCGACAAAAAUUAUUUUCUUGCCACAUAUUGUGUUUGCUAUGACAAAGUU
Mesorhabditis belari is the source of this 2004-nucleotide messenger RNA. Lineage: Eukaryota; Metazoa; Nematoda; Chromadorea; Rhabditida; Rhabditidae. The record is from the annotation of a GenBank genome assembly.